CAUGUCUUCUUGGCUGUUGGGUCAUGGCCUGUGAAUUAUCAGGCUUGCCUCGUCAAAGUGUGAGGUGUUGGUAUGCCGGCCAAGCGGCCCUUGCCGUUGUCCGACGCAGCUUUGGGUCACAAAGGUGAAGGUGCGACAGGCGACAUGACGAAUCAGUCAAUCGGCGAGACCAACGACGGCCAGCCCCUGCCUGUGAAGAAUACAUUCAUUGACGUGCCUUCGGGAUUUUCGCCAGCAACCACUCCAACUGAUCACAGCCAACCGGUGAGCACAGCGCCGGCACAGGUGCACUACCAGCAAGGAUUCCUAAAAAGGGCGGUGCUUGAUUCAGUGGAAGAAACUUCUGCGGCUCCUGAUGGGCUAGGUUCACAAGGAGCUCAAGCCCCACCCAGCAGGUCGAAUUUGGCCAACCAUCUGGUUUCUGCGACUCCACCGUUGAUGACGCCUUCACCGACUGGAACUUCCUUGUUUUCAGACACAAGGUACCAGUUGUUUGGUGGCCCUAUGCCGCUUAAAGAGGCGCCUCUGACAGUGGCUCCCUGCCCAGCUUCAGGCCGAGCUGCCGGCGAUGGAUUGUUACUUUCGGUGGCUGCUCCCAAGCAGGCGCCUGCCUUGGACAUGCCCUACAGUCAUCAGGGCAACCACUUCCAAUCGCCUUAUGGCUCCCUUUUUGGACCCGGUGUCGACUCCGCUGGAGCUCUGGGCGCCGAGUUCGCGCGCUUGGCCCUGGGCAAAGCGGACAGUGAUGAUGAGGAUGAGGACUCGGAGGCCGAGCGGCAACAGGCCGCGCUGGCCGCCUCGGGACGAACCAUCGAGACGGCGCCGAAGCCGCCGCCGGGGGCGUUGCAUCCGUCGAUGGGCUCUGCCUUUCAUGAUAGCGGGAAUUGCAAAAGAUGUUGCUUCUAUCCUCGAAACAGGUGCUUGAAUGGCUACGAGUGUGAGUUUUGCCACUACGAGCACGAGAAGCGAAAGCGCAAAAACAAAAAGAACAAGAAGAAAAAGGCUGAGGCUGGCGAUCCAAUGGAUGACUUUUUCAAUGAGGGUGCAGGUCUGAGUGACCUGGCUUGGCCGAACCUGCCGCCCAUGCCCAUUCCACCGUGCCAUGGACCACUGCCGCAUCCGCCGCAUCCUCCGCAUGCGAUGCAUCCAGCAUGCCCUCCAUACAUGGAUGCCCCUCUUACGUACCAGUGGACCGAUGGGAUGCCAGGUCAAACGCCAGCGCCUCCCAUCAUCCCAGGCUAUGAAGAGUAUGUCGCUGCUUGCUGCAGCCGGCGCCUGCCGGGUAUCGAGCCACCAGCUCUGGCCACCAACCCUCCACCGCAGGCCCCUUACUUCGAUGAUCGUGCGCCCGGCUACCCCUUUGAGCCUCCCCAGCUACCGCCCUACUAUGGAGCGCCUGCGCCCACGGCUGGCGCUGGUGCUGGGGCUUUGGAUCCUGCUGCAGCUCCAUGGGUGCCACCUACUUCACCCUACACACCUGCACAAGCAAGCAAUGCAAAGACUCAGCCUUCCAGAGACACAGAGGAAGGCGCUUCUUCGAAGCUUUUGGGGACCUCUCUCUCUCCGCCCUUGGAGGCAGCUGAGGUUGGACAAGCUUCAAUGCCACAAACGAGCAGUGGACUGCCUGAAAAAGAGGCUUCGGACACUCCUCUUCCGCUCAACUUGGAGCCCAACAUGCCGCCACCAGAUUCAUCCCCGAAGCUCAACUCCGAUUUGGUGGCUUUGCAGAAUCCUCCGCCACCAGAUCAAAGUCCUACAUUGCCGACAUGAGCAAGAUAUUAUCAUGCUAAAUUGUGUUGGAAAGUGACACGAACCUACCCGAACCACAAAAAAUACUAAACAUAUACAUUGCACAAAUAUUAAUUGAUAUUAUAAAUGGUAGGCAAUUGAUUAAUUUGUAUUAAUCGAAUAUGUACGAAAUAGUCCUUUUUGCG
Messenger RNA from Durusdinium trenchii, 1934 nucleotides. The record is from the annotation of a GenBank genome assembly. NCBI's taxonomy places the organism in Eukaryota, Dinophyceae, Suessiales, Symbiodiniaceae.